CACCUGAUCAUUACCAUGUACUUGUCCUUUAGGCCGCCAGUAUCACAAAACUAGUCACUAGUUCUGCAACUGCCUUACAGGCACACCAGAAAUCAGUUGCCCAUUUCCUGGUUAGUAGUGAAGUACAGUGGGCGGCGAUUUAUGUCGAUUCCGUUUGUGUGAUAGUGUCAGACAGUUCAUUUAGAAUAUUUGGUGAUUUACAUAGUUUUUCAGAAGUGACGGAUAAGCUUAUUACACCGCAAGAAAAUGUGCACAAUACAAAGAGGAGGUAUUUGCAGACUUGUAACGUAAUUACAGCUUGUGUUAAAGAGUCAAUACACAAAGAACUGUUGGGUAAUAUUGCCAACUCCAAAGAACUGCAAUUUAUACAAAAGUCAGACAUGCCACAAUAGUAUGUAUCAGAAAGGAGUGUGAAAAUAAACCACAUUGUUUACUGAAAUCGCCAAGAGAGGGUGCUAAGAAACGAUUGUUACAGACAGUUUUACAAAAUUGGUAACUUGAUAAAUGCUGUUGGACUUUCAAAAAACAGUGUCAACAUUAUGCAACUUACUUACUGCUGUAAAACAGAAAAUUAAUUUUUCUUUGCAGAAAGCUGUUUUGCCGAUGACACUGCAUGAACUGAGAUUUAUCUGGAAGAGAAGUGUAGGUAAAAGGAAGAUUUUGGUAGAGAGAACUGAUGUAACUGACUGGUGAUGCAAGUAUUUUAUGCAAGUAAGGAAGUUAAGUGAGCAAGACAAAGUUCUUUAUAUUGAUGAAACUUAGGUGGAGAACAACAUUAAUAACAGAAAAUGUCGACAGAAUCGUAGACAGUUAAUGGCAGAAACAUAAUUAUUAGAAUGAAAUUUUCACUCUACAGUGGAAUGUGCGCUGAUAUGAAACUUCCUGGCAGAGCGCUUGCCCACGAAAGGCAAAGGUCCCGAGUUCGAGUCUCGGUCCGGCACACAGUUUUAAUCUGCCAGGAAGUAACAUAAUUAUUGUUGUCUGUAUAGGAUCUGAUACUGGUCUUGUGCCCCAUAGGACUAUCACAACAAAAUGAACCUAAGAAUUAUUUUGGAUUGGAUUUAGACUGAAAUAGUUAUGAAUCUGCCUCUCACCAGUACUACUGCUAUGGACAGUGCUUCAUAUCACAAUAAGUUUCAUAACAAAGCUCCCAAUUUGGCCCUUGAAUAAAAUGGGGAAAUAAUUGAGUGGUUGUUAAAAAGUUAUAUGAUUGCUGACUUGUCAGUGACAAAAACAAUAAUAUUUCACUUAAUUGUACAAUUUAAGCAAAAAGACCAAGUAUUUAAAAUUAACAAAAUAUUUGAAACCCGAGAACACACUGUGCUGCAGUUUCCACCAUACAACCGCAGCCUUAAUCCAGUUGAAGUGGCACGGGCAAAGCUUAAAAAUGUUGUCAGAAGAAGAAAAAUUUGCAUUAUGAAGUUACUACAGUUGGUGAAAGAAGGUUUGAAAACUAUCACUCAGGAUGAGUGGAUUGCAUACUACCUGCACAUAGAGAAACUUGAAAAAGUGUGCUGGGUUCAGGAUGGUGUUAAGAAGGAAUAAUGCAAGUAGAUGCCAUAAUUAUUCAUUAGCAAUUGGCGAUGAUCAAGACAGUGAUAUUGUUGAAGAUGUCAUAUUUGGGCAAUAAAUAAUAAAUUUUUUUAAA
Molecule: messenger RNA, 1648 nt
Organism: Schistocerca serialis cubense
Lineage: Eukaryota; Metazoa; Arthropoda; Insecta; Orthoptera; Acrididae
Exons: 2
Coding region: 1207-1545 (112 amino acids)
Molecular function (GO): nucleic acid binding
Source: RefSeq, a predicted model, not a curated record